AAAACCGUGAACUUCAUUUGAGAAGUGAAUCUACGAGUGUUUGGAUAGCUUGCCGCCAUGAAGUUUUUGACGCUAGCCGUGCUGUGUGGACUUGCGGUCCUGUCCAGCGCGUUCACGAUGUCCGAGCUGGCUCGCAUUUCCGAGGAGUUCCGCGUCAUGUUUGAUGAGCUGCACGAGGAUAAGGACGCAUUUGUGAAUCUGGCCCGUAUCAUUACCCGUGCCGAGCUGAAGCUGCUGAACGAGGCAACCGCAAUGAAUCUGGCGGAAUCUUGGAGCGACAUCGAGCACCACUUUGACUACACCCGGUCGUUGAUCGCCGAGAUGAUCCUCGCACCGGAAGCCGACGAGGAGUGUCUACUGGGCCUGACGGAGGAGAUCGUUGCCGAGCAGAUUCGCGCAGCGGACGAGAUGAGCAACUGUGCCGCUGACAAGAUUGCCAUCAAGGAAGGCAUCGCCGACGAGUUCCGUGAUCUGGUCAACAUUUUGCAGCGUAUCUCUACGGCCGCCGCCGAGUACACGCUGUUCACGUACGCCUCGCACAACUCGUUCAUCGAUCCCGAGGGUCACAUCGAAUGGCUCGAGCGCAACUACCAGAACCAGGUUGACUUCUGGGAGAACGUGGCCCGUGCUGAAGCGCAGGAAGAUCUGGACAACCUGGAGAUCAACCGCCCCCAGCUGGUGGAGGAGAACCGCCAGUGUUUGGCUCGCAUCCAGGACGCGAUGGCCGAAGUCGAUCGUAGCAUUAACCAGAGGCUGCCGCGCUGCCUCGGAACGCGUCGUUAAAGUAAAGUGACGCUGCCGUGCGUUUGUUCUGUUUUCCCAAAAAUAAAUUACCUUCCGAUAAUCGA
Messenger RNA from Culex quinquefasciatus (southern house mosquito), 848 nucleotides. RefSeq lists its product as uncharacterized. The transcript is spliced from 2 exons. Lineage: Eukaryota; Metazoa; Arthropoda; Insecta; Diptera; Culicidae. The record is from RefSeq and is a predicted model, not a curated record. Bases 58 to 783 code for a protein of 241 amino acids.